UAGGCGGCGGCAAAACUCAGCCGUUUGAAUGGACUCGGGUUGCUGGGCUCCGAGAGCUUAUCAAGCUGUCUGGGUGUGUUUGACUUUCAGCUCCCUCUCUUCAGUCUCACUGGUAAGCUAACACAUUAACCGUCUCCGGGUUAGCGUUUGAGCGUCACCAUGGUGACGAACCGUGGUCGAGCCAAAAGCAGAAGGGAUGUAGUUCGGAACCGUAAGCUGAAAAAGAAGGCAGCCAAGGUCUCGAAGACACCCCAGCGAGGCCGGAAAGAGACCAGCAUAAGGACAGCGGUGACUCGUUCAAAGACGAAAAAGCUUCCCAAAAGAGUUCCUGCCAAGAAAGAAGAAGAGAAUCACACUAAUUCACACACACGUGAUGAAGAAGUUGCAAAAAAAGCUGCAAGAAAAGUCAUCAGGAGAUCUUCAAGACUUAAGAACCUUACAGGAGGUAAGAAGAAUGGGAUCAGGAAGAGUCCCAGGAGAACCACACCGACGACUACAUACGACGCCUCCAAAAAGUUUGACGCCAUCAACAGCAACCACGGAGACCAGAAGGAUAUCACCAAUCAGAAGAAGAAAAAACGACUGAUUAGGAACAAGAAAGAUGGAAAGAUUGCCUCUGAAGAACAGAAGUCGAUAACACCAGAACCGCCGCAAACAGACCUCAUUGACACUACAGAUGAUACCGUUGAUGAUGUAGAUAGUGGGAUUGGAACAACUGCAGAUGAGGACAGUAACUGCAGUGUGACUGAGAAUUUUGAUGCCACACAUGGCAAGGCCUCGUCUCCUUACCAGGGACCCAAAAGAGGACAUUUCCAGGUCAGUCCAUCAGGAAAAAGUGUAACACGCAGGCGAAACUUCAGGGCCGCUCAGAAUGCAUGGUCGACUGAUGACGCUGAUUCAGACGAUGAAAAGGCCUCCAGCAGCAACUGCCGUGCACUCGGUCUGCGUACGGAGGAGCUUUAUAGUCCUCGCAGAGACAAGCUGGCCAUGGGAGCAGGUCUGGCAGACAUUGAUCCCAUGGCUAUUGAUCGGAUGGUGGGCUUUGACAGCAUCGGUGGGCUGUCGGGUCACAUCUCAGCUCUGAAGGAGAUGGUUGUCUUCCCUCUUCUCUACCCAGAAGUCUUUGAUAAUUUCAAGAUUCAGCCUCCCAGGGGCUGUCUGUUCUAUGGCCCGCCAGGGACUGGGAAAACACUGGUUGCCCGGGCGUUGGCCAAUGAAUGCAGCCAUGGCAACGAGAAGGUGUCCUUCUUCAUGAGGAAAGGAGCUGACUGCCUCAGCAAGUGGGUGGGCGAGUCAGAGCGACAGCUGAGGCUGCUGUUUGAGCAGGCGUAUCAGAAACGUCCCUCCAUCAUCUUCUUUGAUGAGAUUGAUGGCUUGGCUCCUGUUCGAUCCAGCAAACAAGAUCAGAUUCACAGCUCUAUUGUGUCAACUCUGCUGGCUCUGAUGGACGGGUUGGACGGUCGAGGAGAGAUUGUGGUGAUCGGAGCGACAAACAGGCUGGACUCCAUCGACCCAGCUCUGCGGCGUCCGGGACGUUUUGAUAGGGAGUUUCUGUUUGGCCUACCUGACAAAGAGUCUCGUAAAGAGAUUUUGAAGAUCCACACACGGCUGUGGAAACCUCCUCCUUCAGAAGACUUUCUGGAUGAGCUUGCAGAAAAAUGUGUGGGUUACUGCGGUGCCGACAUCAGGGCGGUGUGCACCGAGGCGGCGCUGUGUGCCCUGCGGCGCCGCUACCCACAGAUCUACGGCACCUCGCAGAAGCUCUUGCUGGACGUCUCCUCCAUCUCUGUUAGCAGCUGCGACUUCGUGGCGGCUAUGAGGAAGAUGAAGCCGGCGUCGCAACGCUCCAACGCCUGCCCUACAAAACCGCUGUCAGCUGUGGUCCAGCCCCUGCUGCGCUCGGCCCUCAGCCACAUCCUGGAGGUUCUGCAGAAGCUAUUUCCACACGCUGAGCAGGGGAUGAAGAGGAAGAGGGAGCCGGAUCUGACUUCUGGUAUCUUCGAUGAUGGUCUGAUGAGUAGUGGAGAUGAAGGGACCUCAACCUGCAGCAUUUCUGCUCCUUCCACCUCCCAGAGCAAAAACUUUCUGCAUUUUGCGAGGAGUGCUGUCAAACACCCAACGUCCCACCGCCCCCGAAUGCUCCUGGCUGGUCGCCCGGACUCUGGUCAGACGUCCCACCUGGCCCCUGCAAUUCUGCAUGCCCUGGAGCGUUUCACUGUCCACAGCCUGGAUUCUGCGGUGUUGUUUGGUUUCAGCUGGACUUCUCCCGAGGAAGCCUGUGCGCAGGUGUUCUGCGAGGCCAAACGGACAUCUCCCAGCAUCCUCUACAUCCCCCACAUCCAGCAGUGGUGGGACACAGCAGGAACAGCACUUAGAGCCUCGUUUCUCAGCUUGCUGGGCAGCAUCCCCUCUUUUUCUCCCAUCCUCCUUCUCGCCACCUGCAGCGUUCCUCACCAGCAGCUCGACACAGAGAUACAAACUCUGUUUCGGGAGGAGUAUGGGGAGAUAUAUACAAUGGCUGUUCCCUCCCGGCAGGAGAGAACAGAGUUUUUUGAGGAUCUUAUUUUGAACCAGGCGGCUGAACCUCCACCAUCUAAGAAUAAAGGAAUGACCCAGAACAUGGAGAUCCUUCCUGUGGCUCCACUUCCUCCCCUGAGACAGAUGACCGAGCAGGAGCGCCUCCGUGUGGAGGAGCAGGAAGAGGACGUGCUGCGGGAACUCCGCCUCUUCCUCCGUAACCUCACAGAGCGACUGAUGGUGGACCGCCGCUUCAAGGCCUUCACCAAACCUGUCGACAUAGAGGAGGUCCCAGACUACCUCAUGGUGAUCCAGAAGCCCAUGGACCUCUCCACCCUGCUGUACAACAUUGAUGAGCAUAAAUAUGUCACCGUUGAUGAGUUCAUGUCAGACGCAGACCUCAUCUGGCAGAACGCUCUCGAGUACAACCCAGACAGAGACCCAGCAGAUCGUCACAUCCGUCACCGAGCCUGCGCCCUGAAAGACACAAUGCGAGUCAUCAUCAGAGACGAACUGGACAAGGAUUUCCAGAGGAUCUGCGAGGAAAUUCGAGAGUCUCGGCUUGAUAGAGCAUUAUCCCACAGGGGCAGAGCCACUCUAGAGUUGACCAAUGGCUUCUACAACUCUGUGUUCCCCAGAAACAGCACUGGACCUCAACCACGUAAGAAAAAGUCUUUCAAAUCAUCCCGAAAAUCCAAGUGGAGCACUGGUGUCAUUAAGAAACGGCAACAAAAGAAGACAGCUUCAACCUCCUCAAUGUCCAGCAUAACCAGUUCAGAUUCAAGUGCAGAUGGAAUGGGAGGGGAGAGUAGUUCUGUUGGCCGAAGCUCGUCCAGUUUGUCAGACAGCAGCGAUGAUGACGAGAACAUCUUCCUGAAGCUCAACAGGAACCAUCGUGACUUUAAAGCUCUACAAAAACGUCUAAAGCAAAACUGCAACGAGUCCAGCAGCAGCAGCAGCAGCAGCAGCAGCUGCACUCCCAAAAUUAAACUGAAGUCCAGGCAGCCUUCAAAGUCUGACCCAAUCCGAAGGAAGUCGUUGACGGAGUUUUAUUUAAAGAAAUUAGAGAGGCAGAGAAAGACUGAGAUGAGAACAAACAAGGCUGUUUUUGAGCAAAUGCAGCAGUUCAACAAGAACAGAUCUGAAGAGAGUGUUGACGAGCAAACACCCGACCUGGUAGUUGAUCACAAAAAGCUGAAAGAGCUGCUGAGCAGAGCAAUAGUUAAAACAGAGGCCGCUGAGGUGGAGACUCUGGAGAAGUUUUAUGCUCUGUUGGCUCAAUCCAUCUACAGACACAGAAACAACUACAACAAGACAGAGCUCAUUAAGGAAAUGAAGAAGGAAAUUGAAAACUUCUCCUGAGCUAUAAUAAUAAAACCCAAGUAAAUUUAAAUGUAGUUUUCUUUUGUUUUUAUAUUAAAGUGACAGUAUUAAUUUGA
Molecule: messenger RNA, 3956 nt
Organism: Poecilia latipinna (sailfin molly)
Lineage: Eukaryota; Metazoa; Chordata; Actinopteri; Cyprinodontiformes; Poeciliidae
Product: ATPase family AAA domain-containing protein 2-like
Exons: 29
Coding region: 160-3879 (1239 amino acids)
Biological process (GO): nucleosome assembly; transcription initiation-coupled chromatin remodeling; nucleosome disassembly
Cellular component (GO): nucleus
Molecular function (GO): ATP binding; chromatin binding; ATP hydrolysis activity
Source: RefSeq, a predicted model, not a curated record